Molecule: messenger RNA, 138 nt
Organism: Racocetra persica
Lineage: Eukaryota; Fungi; Glomeromycota; Glomeromycetes; Diversisporales; Gigasporaceae
Source: the annotation of a GenBank genome assembly
AUAUACGCAAUCGACAUAGGAAGCACAACAAAGCCCGAUCAACCAAAUCACAAAAGAGCUGAUCAGAGCAAAUUAACACGACAAAUUUAUGGUAUAAAUAAGACCUUUGUCCAAAGCGGAAUGGAAUGGAACGGUAAG